Molecule: messenger RNA, 4159 nt
Organism: Chinchilla lanigera (long-tailed chinchilla)
Lineage: Eukaryota; Metazoa; Chordata; Mammalia; Rodentia; Chinchillidae
Gene: Mn1
Product: meningioma (disrupted in balanced translocation) 1
Exons: 2
Coding region: 19-3993 (1324 amino acids)
Biological process (GO): regulation of DNA-templated transcription
Source: RefSeq, a predicted model, not a curated record
CCCUGCCCCCUGCCAAGUAUGUUUGGGCUGGACCAAUUCGAGCCCCAGAUAAACAGCAGGAACGCUGGCCAGGGCGAGCGGAACUUUAACGAGACCGGACUGAGCAUGAAUGCCCACUUUAAGGCCCCUACUUUCCACACGGGGGGCCCCCCUGGCCCCGUGGACCCUGCCAUGAGUGCGCUGGGCGAGCCCCCGAUCUUGGGCAUGAACAUGGAGCCGUACGGCUUCCACACGCGGGGCCACUCGGAGCUGCACGCAGGGGGGCUGCAGGCGCAGCCCGUGCACGGCUUCUUCGGCGGCCAGCAGCCUCACCACGGCCACCCGGGAGGCCACCACCCCCACCAACAUCACCCCCACUUUGGGGGCAACUUCGGUGGCCCGGACCCGGGGGCCUCGUGCCUGCAUGGGGGACGCCUGCUUGGCUACGGCGGCACUGCCGCCGGCCUGGGCAGCCAGCCGCCCUUCGCGGAGGGUUAUGAGCACAUGGCGGAGAGCCAGGGGCCAGAGAGCUUCGGCCCGCAGCGACCAGGAAACCUCCCGGACUUCCACAGUUCGGGCGCCUCGGGCCACGCCGUACCCGCCCCGUGCCUGCCUCUGGACCAGAGCCCGAACCGGGCCGCCUCCUUCCACGGCCUGCCCGCCUCCAGCGGCUCCGAGUCUCACAAUCUCGAGUCCCGGCGGGUGUCGAACCAAGGAGCCGUCGACUCGCUGGAAUACAAUUACCCGGGCGAGGCGCCCUCGGGACAUUUUGACAUGUUUUCACCCUCUGACUCAGAGGGGCAGCUGCCUCACUACGCGGCGGGUCGUCAGGUUCCCGGGGGCACUUUCCCGGGUGCCUCGGCCCUGCCCAGAGCUGCGGGCAUGGUGGGCUUGUCCAAAAUGCAUGCCCAGCCUCCGCAGCAGCCGCCUCCGCAACCCCAGCAGCCUCAACAGCAGCACGGCGUGUUCUUCGAGAGGUUCGGUGGGGCCCGAAAGAUGCCUGUGAGUCUGGAGCCCGGGGUGGGCUCCAGGCACUCGCUAAUGCAGCCUCCCCAGCAGGCCCCACCGCCCCCUCCGCAGCAGCCUCCGCAGCAACCGCCCCAACAGCAGCCGCCACCACCACCCGGGCUUCUAGUCCGACAAAAUUCGUGCCCUCCUGCGCACCCGCGGCCCCAGCAGGGUGAGGCGGGCACGCCCAGCGGAGGGUUGCAGGACGGGGGCCCCAUGCUGCCCAGCCAGCACGCGCAGUUUGAGUACCCCAUCCACCGGCUGGAGAACCGGAGCAUGCAUCCUUUUUCCGAGCCUGUUUUCAACAUGCAGCAUCCCCCUCCGCAGCAGGCGCCCAACCAGCGGCUGCAGCAUUUUGACGCGCCCCCCUACAUGAACGUGGCCAAGAGGCCGCGAUUCGACUUCCCAGGCAGCGCGGGAGUGGACCGCUGCGCGUCUUCGUGGAAUGGAAACAUGCACAAUGGAGCCCUGGACAACCACCUCUCGCCCUCCUCCUACCCAGGCCUACCCGGCGAGUUCACGCCGCCUGUACCCGACAGCUUCCCCUCAGGGCCUCCCCUCCAGCACCCGGCCCCGGACCACCAGUCCCUGCAGCAGCAGCAGCAGCAACAGCAGCAACAGCAGCAGCAGCAGCAGCAGCAACAACAGCAGCAGCAACAGCAGCAGCAGCAGCAGCAGCAGCAGCAGCGCCAAAAUGCGGCCCUCAUGAUUAAACAGAUGGCGUCGCGGAAUCAGCAACAGCGGCUGCGCCAGCCCAAUCUGGCCCAGUUAGGCCACCCAGGGGACGUGGGCCAGGGCGGUCUGGUCCACGGCGGCCCAGUGGGCGGUUUGGCCCAGCCGAACUUUGAGCGUGAAGGCUCCAGCGCGGGUGCCUCGGGGCGCCUGGGCACCUUCGAGCAGCAGGCGCCGCACUUGGCCCAGGAGAGCGCGUGGUUCCCAGGUCCGCACCCGCCGCCCGGUGACCUGCUGCCCCGCAGGAUGGGCGGCUCGGGCCUGCCGACUGACUGCGGCCCACAUGACCCCGGCCUGGCGCCUCCCCCUCCGCCCGGAGGCUCAGGGGUGCUGUUCCGGGGCCCUCUGCAGGAGCCGCUGAGGAUGCCCGGAGAGGGCCACGUGCCCGCGCUGCCCUCGCCGAGCCUGCAGUUCGGGGGCAGUCUGGCUGGCCUGGGCCAGUUGCAGUCGCCUGGGUCCGGGGUGGGACUGCCCAGUGCAUCCUCAGAGCGCAGGCCCCCACCGCCAGACUUCGCCGCGCAGGGGCUCGGGGGUCAACCGGGCUUUCCUUUUGGCGCGGGGAGCAGGCAAGCCACUCCGCACAGCGGUCCCGGCGUCAACUCGCCCCCAAGCGCGGGCGGGGGCGGCGGCAGCUCGGGGAGUGGCGGGGGUGGUGGGGGCGCGUACCCAUCACAGCCUGAUUUCCAGCCCAGCCAGCGCACCUCGGCCAGUAAGCUGGGGGCACUCUCCUUGGGCUCCUUCAACAAGCCCAGCUCCAAGGACAACCUGUUUGGCCAGAGCUGCCUGGCUGCGCUCUCCACAGCUUGCCAGAACAUGAUUGCCAGCCUCGGGGCCCCCAACCUCAACGUGACCUUCAACAAGAAGAACCCACCCGAGGGCAAGAGGAAACUGAGCCAGAACGACACCGACGGUUCCGCGGUGGCUGGCAACCCAGGCUCGGAUUACUUCCCUGGGGGAUCGGCUCCUGGGGCCCCAGGACCCGGAGGCCCAUCAGGGACCAGUAGCAGCGGCCCCAAAGCCUCAGGGCCGUCAAACCCUCCCAGCCAAGGGGAUGGCACCAGCCUCUCUCCCAACUACACGCUAGAGUCAACAUCGGGGAACGACGGCAAGCCGGUCCCCGGGGGCGGUGGCCGGGGACGGGGUCGCAGAAAAAGGGACAGUGGUCACGUGAGCCCUGGGACCUUCUUCGACAAGUACUCUGUGGCUCCAGACAGCGGGGGCGCACCUGGGGUGAGCCCGGGACAGCAGUCAGCUCCAGGCCCGGCCGUCGGGGGAAGCUCUGUGAGCGAGGCUCGAGGGGCGCCCACGCCCCACGAGAAGGCACUCACGUCGCCGUCCUGGGCUAAAGGGGCCGAGUUGCUCCUGGGGGACCAGCCGGACCUCAUGACAUCCCUGGACGGCGGGGCCAAGUCGAACGGUAGUUCGCCUCAUGUGGGUGAGUUCACCUCCGACGAGGUGAGCACGAGCUACACCAAUGAGGACGAGGUGUCGUCCAGCUCCGACAACCCCCCAGUCCUGGCCAAAGCCAGCAGGAGCCCCCUGGUGACUGGCUCACCCAAACUCCCUCCUCGAGGGGUGGGCACCGGGGAACAUGGACAGAAGGCGCCUCCACCCCCGCUUGGCCUGGGCAUCAUGUCUACCUCUACCUCGACCCCUGACAGCUAUGGCGGGGGUGGGGGUGCUGGCCAUCCGGGCACUCCGGGCCUGGAACAGGUCAGGACCCCCACUAGCAGCAGUGGUGCACCACCCCCGGACGAGAUCCACCCUCUGGAGAUCCUCCAGGCGCAGAUCCAGCUGCAGAGGCAGCAAUUCAGCAUCUCUGAGGACCAGCCCCUGGGGCUCAAGGGUGGCAAGAAGGGUGAAUGCCCGGUUGGGGCCUCAGGCACGCAGAAUGGUGACAAUGAGCUGGGAAGCUGCUGCUCGGAGGCAGUCAAGAGCGCCAUGAGCACCAUCGACCUGGACUCACUGAUGGCAGAGCACAGCGCCACCUGGUACAUGCCAGCUGACAAGGCCCUGGUGGACGGCACGGAGGAUGACAAGACGCUGGCACCUUGGGAAAAGGCCAAACCCCAGAACCCCAACAGCAAAGAAGCCCACGACCUCCCGGCAAGCAAGGCCUCGGCCCCCCAGCCCGGCAGCCACUUGCAGUGCCUGUCCGUCCACUGCACCGAUGACGUGGGUGAGGCCAAGGCCCGCGCCUCCGUGCCCACCUGGCGGUCCCUGCACUCCGACAUCUCCAACAGAUUCGGGACAUUUGUGGCCGCCCUGACUUGAACGACAAGAGACACCCCUCCCCUGCCAGGCCCUCUCUCCCUCUCCUUCCCUCCCCCUGCCCCCACCCUGCUGUUAAUUUGAAAGGGCCACUAUUGCUGAGUGGAUGAUUUUCUUUUCUCUUUCUUUCUUUCUUUCUUUCUUUCUUUCUUUCUUUCUUUCUUUCUUU